AUUUUGACUACAUAUUAGCCACAAGCAUACUAGAUUACAUUUUCUCAUGACGGAGACACUAUGGUAGGGGUGGCAGUCGGUCGGUUUUGGUUUAACCGAAAAUCAAAAUCCCGGUUAUCGGUUAAACCGAGCCACCCUGCAUACCUGCCGACCACCAACCGUGAGAGUGGUCACGGUUAGCCGGCCAACCGACCGGUCGGUUUUGGUUUAGGCUCGGUUAGCCGGCCAACCGGAAAUUACCUUUCUAAAUAAAAAAAUAAUAAUAAUAAAAAAUCGAAAAUUUUGCACCACUCAUUAGGAGUCCUAACCCCUCGGCCCUCUCUCUCUCCCUACUCUCUCUCGAAUCUCUCUCCCUACUCUCUCUCCCGAAAAUUCUUCUUCCUUUCCAGUUUCCAGAGAAAAACGAAAAUCUAUCUCUCUCCCUACUCUCUCUGGAAUCUCGAUUCUCUUCUUCCUUUGCCUCCCCGAAAUCGCCUCCCUCCUACCCUCACCUCUCUCGUUCUGCCCUCUGCCUCCCCGUUGACGGUGACGGGAAUAGCGGCGGAACUCGGCGACAUCCUCUUUCCCCUCUUUCGUCCCUCACCGACAAAUCAACCUAGCUCCCCUAACUCGACCCAAAUCGUCGCUUCUCUCUACCUCAUCUCUUCACUCCUAAUAACAAAUCGAGGAGAAUGGAAGAAGGCCAAGACGGCGGCGGAGCGGGCAAGACGAUGGUAGGCGACGGUAGAAGAAGAGGAGAAGAAGAGGUCACCACCGGCGGUUUUCGGAGAGUCGGAGGUUGUGGAGAAGAAGAGGUCACUGCAGGGAGUGGUGGAUUCCGUUGGGGAGUCGGAGGUUGUGGAGAAGAGGAUGGCCGCGUCUUCGAUGGCCGCGGCGUCUUCGGUGGUGGCGGCGGAAAUAAGAAUCGGCUGCUGAGAGUGUAGAUCUGCUUCUUCUUCUUUUUCCUGUAUUUGGGAUUUUUUUUUUAUUGAAGAUUUGGGAAUGGGGAUGAAUCUGGACAUAUUUUGGGGAAGGUGAAGUGGGUCUCGGUUGGCCCGGUUAGUCGGAUAACCGCGGUUAAUCACCGUCGAUUACUCGGUCAACCGACCCCUCCCUUUUCCCAUCCGACCACCGACCGUCAAGGUAACCGGUCGGUUUUCGGUUAGCUGGUAACCGGCGGUUUUCGGUUAAAACCGGCGAUUACCCGCUAAUUAACCGCAAACCGAAAUGCCAGCCCUACACUAAUGAAAAAGGUCGAGAUCA
This is a messenger RNA of Linum trigynum, 1242 nucleotides long. NCBI's taxonomy places the organism in Eukaryota, Viridiplantae, Streptophyta, Magnoliopsida, Malpighiales, Linaceae. The record is from the annotation of a GenBank genome assembly.